AUGAAGGUUCAUAUCAAGUCCUGGAAUGGAGUGGCCUCCUGGCUGUGGGUGGCCAAUGAUGACAACUGUGGAAUCUGCCGGAUGGCGUUCAAUGGCUGCUGUCCGGACUGUAAGGUUCCAGGAGACGACUGCCCGUUGGUGUGGGGUCACUGCUCACACUGCUUCCACAUGCACUGCAUCCUCAAGUGGCUGAACUCCCAGCAAGUACAGCAGCACUGCCCUAUGUGCCGCCAGGAGUGGAAGUUCAAGGAGUAG
This is a messenger RNA of Staurois parvus, 255 nucleotides long. NCBI's taxonomy places the organism in Eukaryota, Metazoa, Chordata, Amphibia, Anura, Ranidae. The record is from the annotation of a GenBank genome assembly.